AUGGCACAAUCUCUAAAAGAUUUUAAAGGCUGGGAAUUGCAUUUUGAGGAGACAGGCGGUGACUCAGCUCCCGCAACUCCUACUCGAAGAACUAGAAGGACUCGUGGCGCAAGUCUGCAAAUUUCACUCUCUCGUAUUGGCGACGAAAUCACAAUCAAAGCUGGUGAUGUUGUUCUUGUACAGGGAAACAAUGGCACCAUAUUGUACUUGAUAAAGGAAAUAGAGCAUGGCGUUCUAAGAUACUUGGACGUUGCUGCGUACAGAUUCAUAAAAGCGCUGGAAAUUGACACAUUGAAGCUGGAAGAUUCAAUUACUAAAAACGAGGUAUAUAUUACCGCAUAUGUGGAAAGCAUCAAAUUGUGUGAUAUUGUGGAGAAAGCCAGUGUCCUUUCAUAUGCUGAAUUCAAAAGCGAAAUAGUUGUUGACGACUCAAAUUCGUUCAACACUUUCUUCUGUCGCAAAGGCUGCGAUAUUUCAGGCAACCACUUUUCAGACGAAUUGGACUUUAGGGAAUUUUAUAAAUUGUUCCAGACAGACAAGGCACAUUUCAAUGAGGAAUUGAAGCGAUAUACCGUGAAGGCAGCGUAUAAAGGCACCCCCAAUUCUAGUCCUUCUAAGCAGUCUCUGCCUAAAAAGCCAAAGUCAUCACCAAAAAAAUCAGCAGUAGAACCCACCUCCCCCAUUGCUGGAAUCCCUUCAGACGUAUCAGAUGAUGAUAGUGCCGCGAGCGAAGGCUUUGAGUCAGAGAGUUCUGAGGCUGAACAAGAAACAAUUGAUGAUGAACAGUCCCCCACACAACCAUCUAAAAAUGCACGAAAACGAGGCAGAAAACCCAAGGAUUCAACUCCCAAGAAACAACGAGAUAAAUCGAGAGAGUAUAUGAACUCUGUUCUUCUGCCGUUGAAAAAACGACUUAAGCUCAAGAAAGAUAAUGCUCCCAAUAUGCAAGCAUUGUCUCCAUCGAAGAAGGUUCAAAACACUCCCCAACUUUUCGAUACGUCCACUAAAGCAUUUCAAGAUGUCAAAGAAAAAUUGCACACAUCGGCUAAACUAGCGUCAAUGCCAUGUCGUGAGGAAGAAUUUGCAUCGAUCUACUUGAAUUUAGAGUCUGCAAUUCAAGAGAGAUCAGGGUGCUGUGUGUAUAUCAGUGGUACGCCUGGAGUCGGUAAAACUGCCACUAUCAGAGAAGUGAUUUCACAGCUCAGAGAAUUGGUCACCAUGAACGAAUUGAGUGACUUUGAUUAUAUUGAAAUUAAUGGGUUGAAGCUUCUCAAUCCAAAUGCGGCAUAUGAGCAACUAUGGGAGUUUGUGAGUGGUUAUAAGGUUAGUGCGACCAAUUCUGCUCUUCUUCUUGAAAAUUACUUUUCAGAGCCCAACGAAAGGAAACCUUUGGUUGUGUUGAUGGACGAACUCGACCAGCUAGCAACGAAAAAGCAGAACGUGAUGUAUAAUUUUUUCAACUGGCCCACUUACCAGCAUUCUCAUCUUAUUGUGAUAGCCGUUGCGAACACUAUGGAUUUACCGGAGCGUCUUUUGUCAAACAAAAUUUCGUCACGGCUUGGACUCCGUCGCAUACAAUUCGUGGGAUACACGUUUGACCAAUUGGGUACGAUCAUCAGACAUCGACUUGAUCUGCUAACCAAGCAGAACAAACGAAAGGUAGUGGUUGAUAGUGAUGCGGUAGGCUACGCUUCUAGAAAAGUUGCAAGUGUUAGUGGAGAUGCAAGACGGGCGCUUGCGAUUUGCAGAAGAGCUGUGGAGAUAGCAGAGGAGGAGUAUUUGAAAAAUGCUCCGGCGACUGAGUUAAACGAACUUGAGGUUGCCGAACAGACAUACAGGGUACAAAUUGAUCACAUUUCGCGGGCAAUCAAUGAAACCAUUAACUCUCCAGUGGCUCAAUUUUUAUCGAGUCUACUGUUUGCAGCCAAGCUUGUUCUUCGGGCUGUAAUUAUGAGGAUGCAGAGAAGCGGAGCUGGAGAGGUUUCUCUUGGUGACGUAAUUGACGAAAUGCGCAAUUUAUUGGUGAUGCUGACAGGAAAACACAAGUUUGACCCAAUUAUAUCAGAUAAUGGGGGCCUUGUUGACUUCUUUUACGGUGCGGAAACAACAGAACCAAAUGAGGGUUUUCGAAAACCGACCAAUCUUCGAAUUUCUCACUUCUCAUAUAUCAUCUCAGAACUUACCGAAUGUGGUGUUUUGACCGAGCAAAGCACUCAAAGUGAAAGACAUCGAAUGAUAAGUUUGAAUGUAUCUGAAGACGAGGUGAAAACUGCCUUGGAUAGGGAUCUGGAAAUCCUGGCUAUCAAGUAG
Molecule: messenger RNA, 2310 nt
Organism: Meyerozyma guilliermondii ATCC 6260
Lineage: Eukaryota; Fungi; Ascomycota; Pichiomycetes; Serinales; Debaryomycetaceae
Gene: ORC1
Product: origin recognition complex subunit 1
Exons: 1
Coding region: 1-2310 (769 amino acids)
Biological process (GO): DNA replication initiation; mitotic DNA replication checkpoint signaling
Cellular component (GO): nuclear origin of replication recognition complex
Molecular function (GO): DNA replication origin binding; chromatin binding; ATP binding
Source: RefSeq, a predicted model, not a curated record